AUGGCAGGGGGGAUAUCGAUUGUCAUCUCCCAAGCCCAGGUUGAGGAAAUCUUUGACUGGAAUACUUUACAAGACUCUUUCUUUGCAAUGGGAAUACUCUCGUGGCACAGUUUAGAACGCAAAGGCGACCUUGAUGAAACGCCUGACCAACAAGAGCAUGCCAAUCAAUGGGAGAUGCAUCGCAUUGGAGGUGCCGGGGUGAAUGCGCCCCAGGGAAUAUGCAACCUCGGUACCGAGUCAGGGCUGGAGGAGAUGGUUAAACUGAUCAGACAAUGGCUGACGACAUGUAGCAACUAUCAUCAAGAGUGUGGUAGAGAUCAAGACCGAGUCGAGGGCCUCCCCCCUCUGCCAACUCGUGUCAUCGACGUUGGAACUCUCGGACAACCUCAUCUGCGCCUGCAUGUCCCAGAGAGAGGUGAAAGAGACGAGUACACGUGCCUCAGCUAUUGUUGGGGAAGAGGUGUCCCCGAGUUCAAGACUACGACCGCCACGGUGGAUGAUUUGCGGAAGCACGUUCCCUUCGCAGCAUUGCCAAAAACAAUCCAGGAAGCUAUUGUAUUCACCAGACAGCUAAAAGUUCGAUACUUGUGGGUUGAUGCACUCUGCAUCAUUCAGGACGACGCGUCAAGCCCCAGGGAUUGGCAACUUGAAGCCGCUCGGUUUGGUGGUUACUAUCAGAACGCUCUCUGCACAUUGGCUGCCACUGGAUCCCGCGACUCAAGCGAGGGUCUCUUUCGUCAGAACAACGAUCUCUUAUACCCCUCCUAUUUCUGCACACGGGUGCAUCGGGGGUCCAGGGGGCCACUCUGCUUCACUUGGGUCUCAUCUGUCCUUGAUACAACGACCGUCAUUUACCAGUCACCCCUGCUAGAGCGCGGGUGGGCAGCUCAAGAAAGAAUUUUGUCUCCCCGGGUUGUUCACUUUACCAACUGGUGCGUCAUCUGGGAAUGCAGCCAGCUCAUCGCUUCGGAGCGCUUUCCUGAUGAGUCGUCAUGCAUGGUGAGAGAUUCGAUUGGUAGCAUAAGCAACAUUUUCUCGCGAAGAGACAAGAUGGAGCCUUUGCUAGAAGACCACUGGAUUCGAUUUUGCCACUGGUAUGUGAACAUGAAGUUCUCCAGGCUGUCCGACAGACUCCCGGCAUUGUCUGGUGUGGCACAACGCAUUCAAGAUUGCACGGGGCUGAAAUAUUACGCUGGCUUAUGGGGAAAGCAUAUUGCUAAAGGCCUGGCCUGGUAUAUUCGCAGACCUCAGGCAAUGCCAGAUGACCAAGUCCUAAGACGGCCUUCGUGGUCCUGGGCAGCUUCAACAGGAGAUUUGGUCUACUGGGGCGGGAAUCUGGGCCCGUAUGCCUGGAAACAUGCAUAUGUCCAUGAUCAGGGCCUCCAGAUACUUGAUGUCGAGGUUGAAUACACCGGUCGGGACACUGACGGCUUGGUAACUGCCGGCGUCAUCACCACUGACGGCAUGCUCGGAACGUUAAAUCUAGCAGAGCUGGGCUACAAACAAGAGUCAGAGAACUUCUGGAGGAUGGCUGGGGAUAAGGAUGAGGUCGGGGUACGCUGGGAUCGAGUGGGUUCAAGCACUGAGGUUCUCCGCAGCUACCUCUGCCUUCGAGUUGCCCUUUACACGACCCGGGUGACAUUUCAGGUUCAACUGAGUUUCGUGGGCGCUCUCAUCUUGGCUCCUGAUAAUUCGGGUCUGCAUGGACCUGUCAAGUACCGCAGGGUCGGGUAUGGAAUCUUCAGCCGUGAGGUUUGGCAAGAGGGUGAACUGGGUAGGAGGGUUAUCAAGCUUGUUUAG
Messenger RNA from Fusarium keratoplasticum, 1800 nucleotides. Its product is annotated as HET domain-containing protein. The coding region runs from base 1 to 1800 and encodes 599 amino acids. The transcript has a single exon. NCBI's taxonomy places the organism in Eukaryota, Fungi, Ascomycota, Sordariomycetes, Hypocreales, Nectriaceae. The record is from RefSeq and is a predicted model, not a curated record.